Messenger RNA from Pseudocercospora fijiensis CIRAD86, 1441 nucleotides. RefSeq lists its product as uncharacterized. The annotation marks the transcript as partial. Gene Ontology annotation, molecular function: heme binding; oxidoreductase activity, acting on paired donors, with incorporation or reduction of molecular oxygen; monooxygenase activity. Lineage: Eukaryota; Fungi; Ascomycota; Dothideomycetes; Mycosphaerellales; Mycosphaerellaceae. The record is from RefSeq and is a predicted model, not a curated record. The transcript has a single exon.
ACCAUUGGCACGAUCUUCACGUUGUUCGGAGUGGUGCUUGUAACCGUCAUCAUCCAUCGACUAUGUUUCCAUCCUCUCCAUCGCGUACCGGGACCGAAGCUCGCAGCAGUUUCGAACACAUGGCACGCAUAUCACGCCCGCAAUGGUCGUAUGAUGAGUCUGGGCCGAACGCUGCAUGCAACCUAUGGCCCAGUCGUCCGAGUCGGACCGAACGAAGUAUGGCUGAACAGCAAAGAAGCAUUCUCCAAGAUCUACAGCGCGACCCAUGGCUUUGAAAAGUCCACCUUCUACAUCGCCUUGGCUUUGAAGAGACCAGAGUUGACUCGCACAUUGAGCCUCAGCUUUCCAGAUACUCUUGACUUGCUCGGAGAAUUUGACAUGGAACGAUAUAGACUUCAGAGGCGCCUUAUCGGACACAUCUACUCCAGACGGAAUCUUCUCAAGUAUGAGGGGACAGUAGACGCGGUUAUGGCUGGCGUCGUGGAACAUCUUCGGACUCUUUUAGGCGCGGAAGUUGACCUGAAAGAGUGGAUGCAUAUCAUUACAGUCGAGUGCCUCAGUGCUAUCGUCCUUUCCUGGUCACCUGGCUAUCUACGCGCAGGCACAGACUUCGGCUCAAGCGGGCACUCCUAUCUAGGCUGGCGCAGAAAAAGUGUAUUCGGUCUCUUCCCAACUGCAGAAAUCAUGGACAAUUAUUCGCGAUCUUUGGGUCGACUAUUUGCAAAGGUAUGGGGGCUGACUUUCACUCCUCCCGCGAACUUCAAGCCUUUCUUCCCUGCUGUCGGUAAUAAAUGCAUGCGCCGAAUCAAUGCAGCACUGAGAUCGAAGCCCCCGAACGAUAAGCGCAGAGACCUGGCUUACGAACUCAUUGAACUCCACAAGAGUAGACCGGAGUUCAAAAGCACGUAUCUCAAACGCAUGGUCAUGACUAAUUUCGGGGCUGGCCACGAGACUACCACAUCGACGUUGAUUGCAGUGCUUUCCAUGCUGGGCUCGCAUGCCGAGGCGCAAGACCAAGUACGAGACGAAGUACAGGACUACGCCAGAAUAGAUUGCUACGCUAAUGCUUGCACCCUGACAUACACUCAAGCUUGCAUCAAGGAAGCGCAGCGCCUGCAUCCAGUCAUCGGGAUGAGCUUGUCCAGAACAGUGCCAGCAAAUGGGACGGAAAUUGACGGCUUCUACUUUCCACCAGGCACGACCGUUGGUUGUAGUCCAGUAGCACUGCAUCAAAAUCCUGAGAUUUUUGGACUCGACGCUAGGGACUUCAGACCGGAUCGAUGGCUGAAGGAGGAUGACGCCAAGAUCAUGGAUCGCUACAAUCUGAUUUGGGGUGGAGGUGCACGAACUUGUCCCGGACGAGCUCUUGCUGAGAUGAUCGUCCAGCGGGUGGUAUCAACGCUCAUCAAAGAGUUCGAAAUCAAGGUCUCUAUGCCUGCCG